Brachypodium distachyon (stiff brome) is the source of this 1575-nucleotide messenger RNA. RefSeq names its product aspartic proteinase nepenthesin-1. The transcript has a single exon. The coding region runs from base 143 to 1510 and encodes 455 amino acids. The record is from RefSeq and is a predicted model, not a curated record. Gene Ontology annotation, cellular component: extracellular region. Lineage: Eukaryota; Viridiplantae; Streptophyta; Magnoliopsida; Poales; Poaceae. Gene Ontology annotation, biological process: proteolysis. Gene Ontology annotation, molecular function: aspartic-type endopeptidase activity.
GUACGAAGAAAGAAGCAUCACAGCACGGCGCAAAAUAUUUGCAACAUAUAUAUAACCCAAACCAUUUCAAUGCCCUAUUGCCAUUCUUGUAUGUAUACUGCAGCUAAGCUAGACAUCGAUCGAGCAUACGUACAAAUCAUCAAUGGCGUCAUUCUCCGUGCUUCUCAUACUCGCCUGUACAAUUCUGGCCUCCGAUGCCGCCGCCGCCGUCCGGGUCGGGCUGACGCGCAUCCACGCCGACCCCGAAGUCACCGCGUCCGAGUUCGUGCGCGGCGCCCUACGCCGCGACAUGCAUCGGCACGCGCGGUUCGCCCGGGAGCAGCUCGCGCCGUCAUCGGCGGCCGCGGCGGGCCUGACAGUCGGCGCGCCAACCCAGAAGGACCUGCGGAACGGCGGCGAGUACAUCAUGACGCUUUCCAUCGGCACGCCGCCGCUGUCCUACCGUGCCAUCGCCGACACGGGCAGCGACCUCAUCUGGACGCAGUGCGCGCCCUGCGGCGACACUGUCACUGACACCGACAACCAGUGCUUCAAGCAGUCCGGGUGUCUGUACAACCCGUCCAGCUCGACCACGUUCGGCGUGCUCCCCUGCAACAGCCCGCUGAGCAUGUGCGCCGCAAUGGCCGGGCCGAGCCCGCCGCCCGGGUGCGCGUGCAUGUACAACCAGACCUACGGCACCGGGUGGACGGCGGGGGUCCAGAGCGUGGAGACGUUCACCUUCGGCUCCUCCUCGACGCCGCCGGCUGUCCGUGUCCCCAACAUCGCCUUCGGCUGCAGCAACGCGAGCAGCAACGACUGGAACGGCUCGGCGGGGCUCGUCGGGCUGGGUAGGGGGAGCAUGUCGCUCGUCUCGCAGCUCGGCGCCGGGGCGUUCUCCUACUGCCUCACGCCGUUCCAGGACGCCAACAGCACGAGCACGCUCCUCCUCGGCCCAUCAGCGGCGGCGGCCCUCAAGGGCACCGGCCCGGUCCGUUCGACGCCGUUCGUCGCCGGCCCAUCCAAGGCGCCCAUGAGCACCUACUACUACCUGAACCUGACGGGCAUAUCGGUCGGCGAGACGGCGCUGGCCAUCCCUCCCGACGCGUUCUCCCUGCGGGCCGACGGCACCGGCGGGCUCAUCAUCGACUCCGGCACGACGAUCACCACGCUGGUGGACUCGGCCUACCAGCAGGUGCGGGCCGCGGUCCGGUCCCUGCUGGUGACGCGGCUGCCGCUGGCCCACGGGCCGGAUCACUCCACGGGCCUCGACCUCUGUUUCGCGCUAAAGGCGUCGACGCCGCCGCCGGCAAUGCCGAGCAUGACGCUGCACUUCGAAGGCGGCGCGGACAUGGUGCUGCCGGUGGAGAACUACAUGAUCUUGGGCUCCGGCGUGUGGUGCCUGGCGAUGCGGAACCAGACGGUUGGGGCCAUGAGCAUGGUCGGCAACUACCAGCAGCAGAACAUUCACGUACUCUAUGACGUUCGGAAGGAGACGCUGUCGUUUGCUCCAGCCGUGUGCAGCUCGCUCUGACGACAAAUGCACAGAUAUCCGUGUACAUACAUGCGUACCUGGCUUCUUUAGGUGUUUUUUUUUCG